AUGGGAACGCCAUUCUCACUUCAUCCGGCCCGGCGGAGAUUCCGAGAAGACCAGAUAAAGAUACUCCUGACAGAACCAGUGACAGAGCCGAAUCAGGCCUUGUUCAUUACAGCAAGACUCCAAGAUCUGAAGGAACGCCUGCUUCACAUCGACUCUACGUUGAAGUUGGGUAGAAAGGACCUGGCACUGUUAUGGUUAGGUCUCAAACCAUAUGCCACCACGAUUUACGACCAGUAUGCUUUCGGGCAACCCGAGUUGACCGUAGACCAAAGAAAGUACCUGGAAGUCGAAGAACUCAAUACCGCGAAAGAGCAAUUCCAAGAACUUCAGGCACGCUCCGCCGACAUUGAGAUAUAUGGCUGUCCGGUCGAAGGAAUCGGUACAAACCAUGAGAUCAGGACCUCCGAGCACAUCAUAUGGCGACGCCGAGUUGUGCAAGUAUGGGAGGACUCCAGCCAGGAUCCGCGGUUCCGAGCAUGUCGUUACAGCGAUUUGCUUUACUCAGCAGAUACACCACCCUGCAAGUGGGGUCUGGGGAAGAUACUCUCAGAGUACAAAUCCAGACAUGGCAAGCAGGCGAUGGAGAAUGACCCAUUGAACAUGAUCUGUUCUGAGUACAUUAAUGAACAUCAAGCAGAGCCAAGGUUUUGUCCAGCAGUGGUUCGCGAGCCUCCUGGACCCAACUCCGCGAUCCAUAACUACGACUUAGCACAGCUAUAG
Messenger RNA from Aureobasidium subglaciale EXF-2481, 720 nucleotides. RefSeq lists its product as uncharacterized. The record is from RefSeq and is a predicted model, not a curated record. The coding region runs from base 1 to 720 and encodes 239 amino acids. The transcript has a single exon. NCBI's taxonomy places the organism in Eukaryota, Fungi, Ascomycota, Dothideomycetes, Dothideales, Saccotheciaceae.